AUGUCGAUCAGAUGCAAUUACAUUACAGCCCAAGGACAGUGGUGGAACCGGCCUUUUAUUCAUUUCUUUCUUCCUCCCAUACGAUUCAUUAUAGCACUCGCAUCUAUCAUUUUUCUCCUUAAGCUUGCAACACUCAUGGCGCUCACUCAUCGGAUAAUCUGCCUCCGCUACUAUGAACAGGAGUUCAUCGAUUUGGCGCGACAGUCACCUGCAGUGGUUGUCUGCCGCUGUUCGCCAACCCAGAAGGCGGCUAUUGUGCGCUUGAUGCGUCGCUACUCUGGUCGAGUGGUCGCUGCAAUUGGCGAUGGAGGCAACGAUGUUGGAAUGAUUCAGUCAGCAGAUAUUGGUCUUGGCCUUGUCGGAAAGGAGGGACGGCAGGCUAGUUUGGCGUCCGAUUUCAGCCUCGUACAAUUCCGUCAUAUCACCAGACUGCUUUUGGUGCAUGGCCGAAAUGCGUACAAGAAUACCGCUUCGCUUUCGCAAUUCGUAAUACAUCGUGGUAAGAUAAAAUAA
Molecule: messenger RNA, 513 nt
Organism: Protopolystoma xenopodis
Lineage: Eukaryota; Metazoa; Platyhelminthes; Monogenea; Polystomatidea; Polystomatidae
Source: the annotation of a GenBank genome assembly